Molecule: messenger RNA, 1216 nt
Organism: Fimicolochytrium jonesii
Lineage: Eukaryota; Fungi; Chytridiomycota; Chytridiomycetes; Spizellomycetales; Powellomycetaceae
Exons: 1
Coding region: 184-1185 (333 amino acids)
Source: RefSeq, a predicted model, not a curated record
CAACUUGACAGGAUUGACAGUGUUUUCUCUGUGCGCGUCUUCAGUCCGCUGCUGCGUGCCUCUUCCUCGUCCGAGUCAUCUCCCAUCGCUCCCAUCCAGACAACGAGUCCCCAUCCGCAUAUAUAUAGCCACUGACAACGCUUUCUUUCCCACAGAGGCUCUCCAACACCUUCCACCAUCGGCAUGUCGGACGACACCGUGAUGGCCGCCUCGGGACCAACAACGAAACACAACGCCCCGCCAUUGGAGCUCAUCCCUCGCAUCCUGUGCCGUGUCGCCCUCACCUCUCCCCAAGACUACGUCAACUGCCUCUUAGUCUGCAAGGCAUGGGCGUCAGCGCUCUCCACACGGGAACGCUUUCUCCUCAAGUACAACUUCCAGGGGGCCGAGGAGAUGCCUGCCGAUGGAGGGGAAAUCUAUCAUGUGCCUACCGAUGAAUCCGACCAUGCAUUGGACACUGCUGCGUACAGGAUGUGCCGCAAGGUUCUUGUCGUCUACCUUGCGUCGGAAUUCGACUUCAUUCGGCAAAUGCAGUUCCGUCUUUGGGAAUGUUCCGACGUUGCUCAUUCCCGACAUGCGCGAACGGAUACCUCCCAGUGGGUCACGCUGAGCGCAGACGUGUCGUUCUUGACCGGACCGCUGCGUAUCAUCUGCACACGUCUCGCAAGCACCGGUGCCCGACACCCUGGUCGGAGUUACCUCGACUUUGGCGGAGGGAACGAGGGCGAUUUUCUGGCCCCGUUCAUGACCGCGCCUGUCGCGGAGAUGGACAAUCUGACCGACUCACGUGAGGGUGAAACGCUCCUGCUCAACACUCUCCUGUCUCGAUUCCGAGUCUCGAAACGCAUUCGGGAAUAUAUGGGCCUGAGGCGGAUAUCCGUCGCAGAUGAAGCCGGGACCACGGGAUACCUCGUGGACAAGCUUCGUUGGUAUUGCGACGUGGAUUACGACUCGCCGACGCACGCGGAUGACCACAAGCGGGCGAAAGCGGUGGAAUUUUAUCAGGGCCUGAAAAAUGAGGAUAUCGUCGAGUUGAUCGAGCUGGAUUUCGCGGAAGGGAGUAACUAUGAUGAUGAAUUGCAUGGAGGAUGGACGGGCAACACAUGCUGCUUUGUGCUCUGCAGACGGAGGGUGCCCCGCCGCAAUGUGCUGGGAUAUUUGAUGUACGCGAACUACAAUCCUUGAGCGGAAACACCACCACCCUCUUCGCUGUAGU